Daktulosphaira vitifoliae (grape phylloxera) is the source of this 782-nucleotide messenger RNA. RefSeq lists its product as uncharacterized. Bases 62 to 763 code for a protein of 233 amino acids. NCBI's taxonomy places the organism in Eukaryota, Metazoa, Arthropoda, Insecta, Hemiptera, Phylloxeridae. The transcript has 4 exons. The record is from RefSeq and is a predicted model, not a curated record.
CAACACCUGAAGUAUAUAAUGCGAUCAUUUAAAGUUGUGUUGAAUAUUUUAAAUUUUCAAAAUGUUUAAAUUUAUAAAAAAUAUAGCGACUCUUUGUUUAAUACUUUUAAUCGCUUCAACAUCGACACACAAGGAUGUGUUUUAUAUAAGUGAAAUAGUAGGAUUUUAUGAUACUUUUACUGAUUUUAAUUUAACCAAACUGAACAAUAAACAUUAUUUUAAACCAGUUAGUAAUGAGUGGAGAACACAAAAAUGUGAAUCAUUAGGAUUCAAAUUUAACAAAUCUUCUUCUUUUUUAAAAAAAAAUAAAACCACUGACUCAUUAUAUUUAUUAACGGAGCUUGAUGAACAAUUUUUGGUGUAUGAUGAUCGUGAAAACUGUUUAUAUAUGACAUUAUUACUGGCAAUAUGCGGAGAUAAAAUGAAUUAUUAUGAUCUCCGUAAAAAAGUUUUAAAUAACAUGAGGAAUAGUAAAGAGCUUUUAAACUUGAUUGGCGAAGAAAAUCUUGAUAAAUAUUUGACAUUAAAAAAAGAAAAAGUUUUAAAUGAUUAUGCUUCAGUUGUUGAAUUAAUAGCUACAGCUGAAUAUCUUGAUGUAUGUAUUUAUUUAUAUGUCCCAGCGUUUAAAGAAUGGAUAUUAUAUUACAAAGACUGGCCAAAUUAUGAAAAAUUUAAUAUGGAAAAUGAGCAUUGUUUAUAUUUAGUUAAAAUGGAUGUACACAUAUUUGUUAUUGUUGAUACAAAACCUGAUGUUUCAAAAUAAAUUAUUUUUUGUAAUCAUA